CUACCACCGCUUCAUUUUCACGAAACCGCCACUAACUACCACUGUAGCAACUCUUUCUUUUCUUCUCAACUCAAGUUUCUUUCUUCUUCUUCUUCUCUCUCUGUUUCGAAGAACGUUGUUGUUGAUGUUCAUCAAAUUUGUAGAAGAAUCACAUCAUCGCGAUAAUGGAACAGCAACAGAGAAGUCUCUCCGGUUCGUCAUCGCAGAGCCCUAGAUCUCCGUCUUCCUCUCAACAACAACCGUUCCUCUCCGUCUCCGUCACCGAUCCCGUCAAGCUCGGCAAUGGCGUCCAAUCCUACAUCUCCUACCGCGUCAUCACCAAAACAAAUUUUCCCGAAUACCAGGGACCUGAGAAGAUUGUCAUCCGGCGAUACAGUGACUUCAUUUGGCUACGCGAUCGCCUUUUUGAGAAGUACAAAGGCAUUUUUAUCCCCCCUCUUCCAGAGAAAAGUGCUGUAGAGAAAUUUCGUUUCAGUGCUGAAUUUAUUGAGAUGAGGCGUCAGGCUUUGGAUAUAUUUGUAAAUAGGAUAGCAUCACAUCAUGAACUUCAACAAAGUGAGGACCUGAGGGUGUUUUUGCAGGCAGAAGAAGAGACAAUGGAAAGAUUAAGGUCCCAUGAGACUGGCAUAUUCAAGAAGAAGCCAGCUGAUUUAGUGCAGAUAUUUAAGGAUGUACAAUCCAAAGUGAGUGAUGUUGUCCUUGGGAAAGAGAAGCCAGUGGAGGAAUCAAAUCCUGAAUAUGAAAAGCUGAAACAUUAUAUCUUUGAGCUUGAAAACCACUUGGCUGAAGCUCAAAAACAUGCAUAUCGUCUUGUGAAGAGGCAUAGAGAGUUGGGACAAUCGCUGGCAGAUUUUGGAAAAGCAGUAAAACUUCUAGGUGCCUCUGAAGGAAAUGCUCUUGGGAAAGCAUUCUCUGAACUUGGGAUUAAGUCAGAGAUUUUAUCUGCCAAGCUGCAAAAGGAGGCACAACAGCUCUUGAUGGAUUUUGAAGAACCUUUGAAAGAUUAUGUCCGUGCUGUACAAUCUAUUAAGGCAACAAUCGCAGAGAGGGCCAAUGCCUUCAGGAGACAAUGUGAACUGGCUGAAACAAUGAAGCUGAAGGAGAUUAAUCUUGACAAACUCAUGUUGAUUCGGUCUGAUAGAGUUGCAGAAGCUGAACGUGAAUAUAACGAGUUGAAGGCAGAGAGUGAACAAGCAACAAAGACAUUUGAGACAAUUGUAAAGUUAAUGAAUGAAGAAAUAGGGCGUUUCCAAGAACAGAAAACACUAGAUAUGGGAAUCGCUUUCCAUGAAUUUGCUAAAGGCCAGGCACGUCUUGCAAACGGUAUUGCAGAAGCGUGGCGAAGUCUGCUUCCUAAACUGGAAGCAUGUUCCUCCUCAUAAGAGUUAAUGAGUGAGUACUACAUAGCAUAGAUGAAGUACUCUUAACAGCUGGUUACCGGAACUAGGAUUUGGCAUAUGUGCGGCUCUUGUUUUGUUAAAGGGCUUACACAGGAGUUAUCUGCUGUUUCAAAUUAUGUUGUAAAAGUGAUUUUCUUACUUGAAUUUUGUACAAAUUUUAAACAAAGUAAAGGCUGCUACCGAAGUCUUUGAAAAUUUAAAUGCCAUCUUUAGACUAUCUUUAGAAUA
Messenger RNA from Lotus japonicus, 1628 nucleotides. RefSeq names its product sorting nexin 1. Lineage: Eukaryota; Viridiplantae; Streptophyta; Magnoliopsida; Fabales; Fabaceae. Gene Ontology annotation, cellular component: endosome. Gene Ontology annotation, molecular function: phosphatidylinositol binding. The transcript has 10 exons. The coding region runs from base 165 to 1382 and encodes 405 amino acids. The record is from RefSeq and is a predicted model, not a curated record.